This is a messenger RNA of Suillus subalutaceus, 960 nucleotides long. Its product is annotated as WLM domain-containing protein. The record is from RefSeq and is a predicted model, not a curated record. The transcript is spliced from 4 exons. Gene Ontology annotation, molecular function: proteasome binding. NCBI's taxonomy places the organism in Eukaryota, Fungi, Basidiomycota, Agaricomycetes, Boletales, Suillaceae. The annotation marks the transcript as partial.
GGUGGCGCUGUUUUCCUUCCGAAUGACACCCCCGUCUCAGCUCUCCACUCCGGUCUCGAGCUCAUCACUUCUGUUCCGCCGUCAUUGCAGAAACUCAUUUAUAGAGGAAAGAAAAUCCAGCAUCGACAGGAUGACUCCGAUCCAGAACCCACCAUCGCCCAAGCAGGUCUUCGCGAUGGCCUCAAAGUGCAAAUGCUUGGCUCGACGGUAGAAGAACUCGGACAACUGAAUGCAGCUGACUCAGCACAUCAGAGGCAAGAGCAAAUUCUUAGGAAGAGGGUGCUCAAGCCACAGGUAAAUCUUCGUUCGACAGGGUUAUCGUCUACUUCGUCACACCAGUACGGCUUUCACCCGACCGAGUGUCUCACGACGCUUUCCAAGGACCCUGCAGUCCUACAUGUAAUGCAGAAGCAUCAUUUUUCUCUUGCACCACAUGAGCAUCCUGAACUUCCAGGUCUCAACGUUGGGAGUGGAGCUACCAUCAAGCUGCGAAUUCGGCUUGACACAUAUGAUGGUUUUCGUCCGUACUUGGAGGUUAGACGCGUAUUGUGCCAUGAACUGGCACACAAUGUAUGGGGCGAACACAACAAUGAUGUUAGCCACAACCUUCGUCUUCCAAUAUCCCGUUUACAUGACAGUUGUAUAUUCCUGGUUUAAAGAGUUGAAUUCUCAGCUCAAUCGUGAGGUUGCAGGGUUUGAGGCCGCAGCAGGAGCAGGAACACAUCAACUUUCUGGUUUACGAGACACCUAUCAGCUGUCAUCGGACGAAGAAGUAGAGGCACUUAUUCACGUUCUAGGGGGCACAGGACUUCGAGGCAACGAUAACACGGAAGACCGUCGGAACAUGGCACUGGAAGCUGCCACAGCGCAACUUAGGAACGAAGAGGAGCUAGAACGGAGCUGCGGGGCUUCUGGGUCGCAGAAAAACAAUCUAGAUAACAGCUGUGUCGAUGGUGACCG